AUGAAAUUAGCCAUCGUUUUCGCUGCUCUCUUCGCCGUUGCUCUGGCUGCACCCGCUCAGGAUUAUGCCAAUGCUGAAGUGUUGCGUUUGGAAUCGGAUGUCCGCCCAGAAGGCUAUAACUUUGCUUUGGAGACCAGCGAUGGCAAAACUCACCAAGAAGAAGGUUCCUUGAAGGAUAUCGGUACCGAAAAUGAAGCCAUUGUUGUGCGUGGCUCAUACUCCUUCAUUGCCGAUGAUGGUCAAACCUACACCGUCAACUAUAUUGCCGAUGAAAAUGGUUUCCAACCCGAAGGUGCUCAUUUGCCCAACACCGCCCACUAA
Messenger RNA from Musca vetustissima, 321 nucleotides. Its product is annotated as larval cuticle protein 65Ag1-like. The transcript is spliced from 2 exons. Gene Ontology annotation, molecular function: structural constituent of chitin-based larval cuticle. Gene Ontology annotation, cellular component: chitin-based extracellular matrix. Bases 1 to 321 code for a protein of 106 amino acids. The record is from RefSeq and is a predicted model, not a curated record. Lineage: Eukaryota; Metazoa; Arthropoda; Insecta; Diptera; Muscidae.